UGUUACUGUGUAUCUGUCACUUCUCCAAAAAAGUUGUGAUUCAACCGGCAGCUGCGGUUAAAAAUGUGAAUUGAUUUUCUUUUAAAUUUCCACCUUCUUUCCUAUAAUAUAAUCGCCAUCAGUAUUUAUUCAUCAGCCAAGAACAAAGUGCAUUAGUUAGAACAAACACCGACGUCUAUAAAAUGUCGAAAAUGUUGGCUCGUGUUAUUUCGCAACAGAACCGCGGAUUUCUUUUCUCCAAAAACAGUGCAAAGCGAAGUUGGCUGAAUGGAAAUGUAUUCCAAAGAGGAGUGGCGUCUGGUCGGCCCAGUGAUCCGAUGAAGGGCAAAGGUCCCAUCACUUGGAAAAGUUUCGCUCUAAUUGGGACUGCCGGACUGGGCGGUUUGUGUUUCAUGUGGUACGUGAAGAACGAGAAAGAGCAGGCAUUGUUGAAAGAACGCAAACGACAGCUAGGGAAAGCUGCCAUCGGCGGUUCUUGGGAACUGGUUGACUCCGAAGGAAACGUUAGGAAAUCGUCUGACUUUCUCGGCAAGUGGUUGCUGAUUUAUUUUGGCUUCACGCAUUGUCCGGACAUCUGUCCAGAUGAGUUAGAGAAGAUGGCAGCAGUUGUAGAUGGGCUGGAAAAGAUGGAAGAGGCAGAACCGGUUCAACCCUUGUUUAUCACGGUUGAUCCCCAGCGCGACUCGAAGGAAGUCGUUGGGAAGUAUGUGAAGGAGUUUCAUCCGAAAUUGCUGGGUUUGACGGGGACUGUGGAGCAGAUUGCUAAAGUAUGCAAAGCAUUUAGGGUAUAUUUUAGCGCUGGUCCGAAGGAUCAAGACGAAGACUACAUUGUGGACCAUACGAUCAUAAUGUAUCUGGUGGAUCCUAAUGGACAAUUUGUGGAUUAUUAUGGUCAGGAUCGGAAUAAGGAACAGGUCAAAUUCUCCAUUGUCAUAAAUAUGACAAAGUUCAAACAGAUGACUAAAAAAUCUUGGUUUUAAGUUUGUAAGGUUCCGGCUUACAGAUUAUUUUUGGUUGGAAUGUAUAUAGAUGGACUGCGUCGACUGGGGAAUAAACGACACUUAGUUUCAGUA
This is a messenger RNA of Armigeres subalbatus, 1073 nucleotides long. RefSeq names its product protein SCO1 homolog, mitochondrial (gene Scox). The coding region runs from base 183 to 980 and encodes 265 amino acids. The record is from RefSeq and is a predicted model, not a curated record. Gene Ontology annotation, biological process: intracellular copper ion homeostasis; mitochondrial respiratory chain complex IV assembly. Gene Ontology annotation, cellular component: mitochondrial inner membrane. The transcript is spliced from 2 exons. Gene Ontology annotation, molecular function: copper chaperone activity; copper ion binding. NCBI's taxonomy places the organism in Eukaryota, Metazoa, Arthropoda, Insecta, Diptera, Culicidae.